Molecule: messenger RNA, 2432 nt
Organism: Amphimedon queenslandica
Lineage: Eukaryota; Metazoa; Porifera; Demospongiae; Haplosclerida; Niphatidae
Exons: 5
Coding region: 436-2265 (609 amino acids)
Source: RefSeq, a predicted model, not a curated record
AUCAGUUUCUUUUUCAUUUUUGAGAAGAUAUCAAUUACGAAUAUACUUAUGAACAAAGCAACUACUAAUACUAUGGCAGUACUACUAGUCAUAAGCAGACAAUGGCGCAGGAUUUUGAUAUGGGUCUAGCUAUGCAAGACUAUGUAGUCUGAUCACAAGAUUAUUUAAUAUUUUUCCAAGUUUGUUUUUCUAAAUCAAGCCGUUUAUAUUUGAAAGCUCUUAAUCAUUUCUAAGGCUCUCAGCUUCCAGUCAUUUGUACUCUUUUUCUUUUACUAUGUGAUGAUGAUGAUGAAUUGUUGAUCUUGAAUUCAUUGAAUUGGGACACGCCCUAACACACUAGCUCAGCAUAAUCGUCCAAUCUCACAGUUCUUUCUGAUUUCUCGCCAGGUUGCUCCUAGCCUCUUUAGUCUCCUUUCGAUCAUCUACUUCGUUGCGAUGGAGGAGGCUCCCUCUCUCGUUUCUUCUAGAGCUAAGGAAGUUAUCCCGCUACUGGCCAGCUGCCGCGAUGCUAUGACCCCGACGGAUAUGGACACCAUCAAAUUGGUGGUUAAACUAGGUGCCGGAAUAUCACAAGAAAACCUCGACAAGGCAGCAGAUCUACAUGACAUAUACAAUCUUUUGGAGAGAAAGACCGGUUGCAGCAGUGCUGCACUGAAUAUUGUUGUUCAGAUGCUCGAGCGUUUGGAUGUGGAUCAGCAAAUAGUUGAGGCCCUAAAGGAACACGUUAACCAGGAUGAGAUCAUUGACCAGAAAAUGGAUUUUAUUCUCACCAUCUCUUGCGUUUUUUGUCAGCUGGGACAGGGCCAAUACAAUUCAUUUAAGAACAUGGCUAUUGAAGUAUUGUCCACACGUCAUAAAUCAUCAACCAUUACGUCAAGAGUUCAUCUCUUACAGUUGCUCUUAGAGCAAAAUUGUAUCUCGCCGACCUCGUUUCCACACCUCUUUGCAUGGUUGAAGUUGAUUGGCUGUCAAAUAUACCAUAAAAAGUUAAAGGAAUAUUGUACUCGUCAUAACUUAAGUGAGCCAGAAUGGGAACACCUUAUACCACUAUUGAAAAAGAAUUUUGGAAGUCCAAUACCUUGCUCUGACAGUGAUUUAUCAUACAGUGAUGCCACUUCAAGAGGUAGUGGUGGUUCUGGACAUUCACAAACUUAUCAGAAGCAGCUUACUCCUUUCAGUGAUAGUGGAGGUGACAAUGUACCUUGCGAUGAGGCUACCAAAACAUCUCACCGUGAACCAGAACCAAUAGCAAAAAGACCUCAAAAAAAGUCACAAAAUAUUAUACCACCACCACCAGAAAAUACAGUCAAAUCUUUAAACAAUGGUCCACAAACAGACGAGAGACGUCACCUGAUAAAUAAAAAAAAAACAACCCUAUGGGAAAAAAUGAAAAGAUCAUGGAUCUGUCGGUGUUGUAUAUUUUUUCUUGUCUUAAUUGUUGCACUAGUAGGAGCAGCUGCUACUGUACUAGGAAUACAUUUCUUUGGUCAAUCGAAUUCUACUGGCACCAACAGAACACAAAAUGUCUCUUAUACUGUACCACUAGGGGAAAAUGCUACUAUGCUUAUCAAUCACUAUGAUCCCUCUAACAUUUCACAUAUUGUUUUCACAGUACCAGAAGAUACACAAACUUUGAUUACAUUUUAUGCUGCUCCUUGUUCUUCUGUUAGAGCAACUAACACCUCAUUCCCAGAUAGGAGGAAUACAAGAGUUGGUAGUGGUGAAUAUAUUUCUCUUAAUUACUACUCUCUGGGAUAUUAUUUUCCAGUUUAUACUGCUGAUAAGGGAGCAUUAUUAUUCUACUUUAUCAACUUUACACAAAUCCCAAACUUUUCUUCAUGCUUUCAUGCAUAUCUCUACAAUUAUUCUAACUUUGAUGCAUACACUGAUGCUUUAAGUAAUCAGAAUAAACCUAGCAGGUUUGUCCAAGAAAUUCUUCACUGCCCUACUUCGACAAAUGAAGUGUUUGUCUUCACUUUUGUACUUGAUUCUGACGGUUUCUACUAUAUUGCAGCUUAUCUGCCAGUAGGUAUGACCAUCGAUGCUAAAAUUUCGGCUGAAAUUCCUACCUAUAACAGAACAUAUUUAGAUACGCUACCAAGCUUGUUAAGCUGUCAGUUAGAUGGAGAUACAUGUUUGCUGGAGAUAAGGAACAAUAAUGAAAUAAAUUUUUCAGGGCAUCAUCACUUAUGCCUCUUAGCUUCGUCAUCAUCAGAUACACAUGGUGAAGUUAUUAAUGGAACUGUAACUAUUUAUUAUUAUUAAUUUUGCUCUAAUGUCAUUAUUUUUGAACUUGUAUAUGUGUAGUGUCUAUUAUUAUAGUUGUAUCUUGUUUACUUAAUGUAUAUAUUUUUUUAUGUCAUUUGCAUGUUGUGCGGAAAAUUCACACAUUUGUCACAAGUAUUGUAUAUUCUAUCCUUUUUGUUAAAUGC